This is a messenger RNA of Asparagus officinalis (garden asparagus), 1177 nucleotides long. Its product is annotated as nudix hydrolase 15, mitochondrial-like. The coding region runs from base 5 to 976 and encodes 323 amino acids. The record is from RefSeq and is a predicted model, not a curated record. Gene Ontology annotation, biological process: coenzyme A catabolic process. Lineage: Eukaryota; Viridiplantae; Streptophyta; Magnoliopsida; Asparagales; Asparagaceae. Gene Ontology annotation, molecular function: acetyl-CoA hydrolase activity; coenzyme A diphosphatase activity. The transcript is spliced from 4 exons.
GGCUAUGAGAUUACAGUUCAGGGGUUUUCUUCGGUUUGUAAAUUUUAUGGGGAUCUUUUACAAAACACCUAGGUCAGGGGAUUUUGUGAAAUUUACCCACGCUCGCGGAAUGAAAUCCAACUGUGAGUGUUUAUUCGAGUCCAAUUCGAUCCCGAAACCGAUCCUCAACCCGACUUUCCAUCGCCGGCGAUUCCGAGAAUCCGAGUCCACACCCAGACGCAAACCCCAGAACCCGAUGGAUUCGACUCGGAGACUACUGAACCUAAUCGAGCAGCUCCGCAUCUACAAACCUCAGCAAGAUGAAGACGACGGCAUCGCCGACGGCGAAGACGUUGGCGUGGACGAAUCCGCCGCGGGUCGGUUCGAACCCCUACCGGCCCGGUUCAGACCCAAGAAGGCCGCAGUCCUCAUCUGCCUCUUCGAGAACGAGCUCGGCCAGCUCAGAGUCAUCCUCACUAAGAGAUCCUCCACCCUCUCAACUCACGCUGGUGAGGUGUCGUUGCCAGGUGGCAAGGCGGAGGAGGGGGAUGAGGAUGACAAGGCGACGGCGUUGAGAGAAGCCAAGGAGGAGAUCGGAUUGGAUCCUUCUCUUGUUUGUGUUGUUGCUGUGCUUGAACCCUUUUUGUCUAAGCAUCUUCUCAGGGUUGUUCCUGUAAUUGGUAUACUUUCAGACAGAAAAGCUUUUACUCCUGUUGCAAACAGUUCAGAAGUAGAAACAGUGUUCGAUGCACCAUUAGAUAUGUUCCUCAAGAAUGAGAACCGGAGAUCAGAGGAACGAGAAUGGAUGGGAAAUAUGUUUCUUGUUCAUUUCUUUGAUUUUGAGGCUCAAAACAAGAAGUUUCUUAUAUGGGGUUUAACUGCAAGCAUAUUGAUUCGCGCUGCAUCGGUUGUUUACAAGCGGCCACCUUCAUUUCCUGAACAGAAACCAAAAUUUAAGAUCCCUCGAUUGUUACCUGAGAAUUGUCAGAUGCCAUGAUAUAAUGCUUUAUAUUUUAACGAGAAUAAAAAAGCUGUCACUGAUGGUAUUUUUCAAAAGAAUGUGGAUCACUACCAGAUGAAGCUGGUCUGCUGAGUAUUUUUAGCUUGGUAGGCUGCUAACUGUCAUAGUUGGGUAUUAUAUUCUGAAAAACUACUUUUAUUGGUGAAUAUGAUCAAGUUAGUUAUAAGUUUUUUAACC